AACCCCUGCGCUUGAAAAGGCGCAACCUGGGAAGUGUGAACGCGCUUCAGCGAAGCGCGCCCGACUGGACGAAACCAGGUCUCCCAGGGGGGAAGCCAAGCGUGCAAAAACCGACGUGAGGCCAAAGCGGACGAUGAGCUACGCGGAUGCGAGUCAAUCGCAUCUGCAGAUAGCGGUAACCACCGUCCCGCCGAGGGACCUCACUAUGAGCCAAGCGGAGCGGAUUCGUAUUGCUAUCGAUGAUAGAAUCACGGAUGCAGCUCUAACCCCAGGCACGCGUGCUCCAUCAUUGCGCGGUCGUCCCUAUCUUCAUGAGGGGGCUUUCGCGUUUUGGUGCGAGGAUGCGAGGUCCCGCGAAUGGCUGGAGAACCAGGUGAAAUCCAUUCCCUCACCUAUCCCGGACACAACCCUGACAGUUGUAAAGCUGUCAGAAGUAAGGAGGAAACUGAGAGCGGGACUUCUCCUACACAGCCACAUUACCGACCCGGUGACGCUGCAAAAGGUUAUCAGUAACCAAAACCCCUGGUACAAGGUGGACACCUGGCAGUGCAUCAGCGCCUCGGUGACAGAGGGAGCAGAAGAAGCGGAGGAAGGUCUGUCGUCUAGGUACAAAGUAGUGUACCUGGUCCUGGGGAUCCCUGAGGACCAAAAACAGACCAUCCUCGAUAGAGACCGUCGGGUAUCACACCUGUCUGGUGGUGGCUACAUCAGAUUCUUCAGUAGCAAGGAGGAAGAAUCGGAGGCCACCACCACAACCACAGCAGCGACGAAGGAGACGUCGACCCCUGAGCCUUCCACCUCAGCUCCCCAUCAGGGUCAGAGCGAGUUGGAAAAAGCCUCGCCACUAAAGACGGAAGGAGGGACCAGCGAAGACGAAGAUGGCCUCCUCAACAGUCCCUAAGUCCACCAUCGACGUCAUACAAACAAACCUCCAGCACAAACAAAUAGCGGCGGCGUCACUACGCAGGGUGCUGGAGGUAAAUAACAAUAGGACCGUCGCCCUGAUCCAAGAGCCCUGGAUCAGAAACAACAAAAUCUGCGGCCUAAACAACACAGGAGUUCUGUUCCAGAGAUGUCACCGCAGUGAAAACCGUGACAGAACAACAAACCCUAGUGCUAGCCUCAGUGUAUAUGCCAAGUGAGGAUGCAGUUCCCUCACAAGAACUCACCGCACUGGUACAACACUGUAGAGAGCAGGCCUGGGGCUUGAUCAUCUCCGCAGACUGCAACGCACACCACCCGCUGUGGGGAAGUACGGAUAC
Ostrinia furnacalis (Asian corn borer) is the source of this 1262-nucleotide messenger RNA. RefSeq lists its product as uncharacterized. The transcript is spliced from 2 exons. Bases 134 to 901 code for a protein of 255 amino acids. NCBI's taxonomy places the organism in Eukaryota, Metazoa, Arthropoda, Insecta, Lepidoptera, Crambidae. The record is from RefSeq and is a predicted model, not a curated record.